AGCAGCAUUUGCCUGGGGUCCAGCCAACCUGGGGUUAGUUUUUAUGCGGGAGUAAGUUUUCUGGAGAGCAAGAUUCGGGUCCAGUAGAACUUCCAGGAUAUGAGUUUUCCGGAGCCAGUGCUUUAGAUUGUCGCUUGGUCAGGGGGUGGUGAUUCUCCCGUUCUCCGGCUGUUGGGGGCCGGGCGGGCAGGAGGGAGGGAAGAAAUCGAGCAAGCCUGCGGGGGAAACGCGGAGAGGCAAUGCUACGUCUGUGCAGAGCUGCCGUUUGUCUUCGGACGCUCUCGGCCGCAUGUCUUGGGACGUCUGGCAAGUUGCCCAGAAGACUCAUGUCCACAGAGAGGAAAAAACAGAUCCUGUUAAAAGUUCACGGAGAGGCAAAUUGCGGUAUUGCAGAAAUUCAGAUGAACAGACCACAUGCCAAAAAUUCACUGGGUAAAGUGUUUGUGGAUGAAAUGUAUGAAACCCUUGACAUUCUCCGUUAUGAUGAAAGUGUUCGUGUAGUGAUAAUCAAGAGCAAUGUAAAAGGUGUUUUUUGUGCGGGUGCUGACUUAAAAGAGCGUGCUCAGAUGACGGAUUCUGAAGUUGAUCAUUUUGUUCAGAGGCUCAGAAGCUUAAUGGAUGGCAUUGCCUCACUGCCAAUGCCAACCAUUGCUGCAGUUGAAGGCUAUGCAUUGGGCGGAGGCUUGGAACUGGCACUAGCUUGUGAUCUCCGAGUGGCAGCAUCAUCUGCAAAAAUGGGUCUCAUUGAAACAACCAGAGGACUUUUCCCAGGUGCAGGUGGAUCACAACGUCUGCCACGGUGUAUUGGAACAGGCCGUGCUAAAGAACUCAUCUUCACCGGCAGACAGAUUGAUGGACAAGAAGCGUAUUCAUUUGGGCUAGUUAAUCAUGCAGUACCUCAGAAUGACGAGGGUGACGCAGCUUAUCAAAGAGCAGUAGCUUUAGCUGAAGAGAUUGUUCCUCAGGCUCCAAUAGCAGUGAAAAUGAGUAAAGUGGCUAUAAACAGAGGAACUGAGGUUGAUAUUGCUUCUGGGAUGGCUAUUGAAAGAAUGUGUUACUCCUUGAAUAUCCCUACGAAAGACCGGCGGGAAGGGAUGGCAGCUUUCAUAGAGAAACGACCACCAAAAUUCAUUGGCAAGUGACAUUCAAGAUGCCCGAAGCAUCUCCAAAAUGUGACUGGAAGACUGAAACAAAGCUCUAUUUUUAUAAUUUUUUUACACAGAUUUAUGUACUCAGUCACCGCUUGAUUCACAUGGAUAUCACUUUUAAGAACAGAGACUUCAGUGAUAAAAGUAGGAUCUGAAUGUUAGGAUGGGGGGAACUUAGUUGAUUUGGCUGAAGACGAGGUAUGUAACCUAAUGGUUUUAUAAGGUGUAAACACCAAGCUAGACAAGAGGUCAAGCUGAUGCUUCUGGUGUCAGACACUGCCCUGUGCAAGACAUGGUGGACUCUUCUAACUCUGGGAGGGGGUUGAAAGAGUUUGAAAACUAUUUUGUAUGUUUGUUGCAAUAUGUUUAUUAACCAUAGGUCAAGCAGAUAAUUGACAUCAUUAGAUAUCCUUAAGUCUACUACAAGCAUGCCUAUAUGAAUUUUUUUACUGUAAGAGAGGCCAUCUUCAGUAACUUACCUCUCCAUGUGUGCAAGAAUUUCAAGUUUGCCCCGCACUGAAAAUGUAGAAACAGAAGAAUCAGCUUUUGUCUCCUUAGGAAUGUAAUAUGGAAGGGAAGGGUCUAUAACAGCUGCGCCUCAGACCUUGUAUAUAGGUCUGUAGCAUUCUCCAAGACAGCAGAAGGCAGUUGCUGGGAUCUUAGGCAGGUUAAAGCCCUCCUGUUUUGAAAGAACUCUAUAGACUGAAGCGAGUAUCUAUAAUUAUGAUCAAAUUUAUAAUAUGAUCUAUCAAGAAGUGGUAUUUAUCUUUGGCAACACAGAUCUUGUAGUAUGAAGGCAUCCUCAAUGUUGCCUCAAACCUUAUUUUGGCAGUUGUUGCCUCGAACGUUAUUUUGGCAGAAGUAGAGAAAUAUGCUGAAAGAUAACUAGAACACUGAUCAAGGAAACUGCAGCCAGAAUGUUUUCUUUUUAGUAUCUCUAUAGCUGAAAUACAUUUUGGACACACUACUCAGCUUCUAGUUCAGUAGCCUGAAUAUGUCCUCUCCAAACAGUAGUAAAAACGAAACUUAUAUUUAUCAAUAAAUAGAUUUCAUACCCAAACCAACCUUGUUUUAUUGUAAUACAUAGAUGUUCAGAGGCACUUCAGACCCUCUUGUACCUAGAAAAAUAGGAUGCAAUUGGUGUGCGUGACUGACAGCUUCCUUUUAGGAAAACUCUUAUCAUAGUUAAGGACUUUGUUGAAAUUUUUCACAGCUAUUAUUCAUGUUCAAAUAUAUCUACAGCCAUAUGAAAAUUUGUUACAUUUCCCAUAGAAUAUGUGCUUAUUCAUGUUACAGUAAAAUUCACCUGCAACAGUCAUUAAGGCCUCAUUGGGAAGCUCAAAUUUUCUUUCAAAAAUGUUGAGGGUAGAAAUCUGUAGAAAUGCAACAAUUACUGAUGGGCAAACAUUUAUAGGAGAUCUCCAGGUGUUCAGAAAUUUCUAUAUCCAUUAUCUCCAGGGGUAGCGAUUUCUUUUUAAAUCCUAGACUACACAUCAGUAUUGUACUAAUUUGGCCUACACUCUGUUCAUGUCCAAGAGACUACAAUGGUGAUAGAAGACUAGCAAAAGAAACAAUACAGGAGUCUUGAGUUUCCUAAGAACAAAGCACUCCAAAGCUUAGUUAAUGGAAAGAGAGGUAGAUGAAGAACAAAAGUUUUACCAUGGCACAUCUUGUGGGAAUGCAGCCUCUAAAGGGACAGAGAGGUUGAAAGUUCUGUACCCAUCAAGAGAAAGGGAAAGUAGCAGCAUUGCCAAACUGAGACUUGGGAUAACCAAGCAGUUUUUUGAUCUCCUGUGAUCCAAUGGACUAGGACUGGCAAGUCCAUUCCUUCACAAACAUGUAUAAUAACUGCAGAAUUUCAACAAAACCCAUGACGGGCAAUUCUCAUGUAUCAAGUUUGGCUGAUUUAGCAAGGUUUGAACGUUUCACAACAGGCAGGAAAUAUAUUCCUGCCUUCACGUUCACAAACAACUGAAUAAGGCCAAGUAUCUACCAGUGUAGAUAUAAAGGCAUCCCUUAUAACGAAAGAGUUUGCUCUUGUUCUUACAAUGAACCUUAUUCGGUCCAGCAUAUCCUUCUUUGUUGUCCUCAUUAUUCUUCUAUGGACUUGAUCAGUCCUUUUCUGAUUGCUUCAAAAUCCAUGAUUGAUAAUGAAAUGUUUCUUUUGCUGUCUGAUAAGUACCUUGAAAUUACUGCCUCUGUUGCUGAAUUUCUUUCAUAUAUAUGCAAGACUAGGGCAGGAACUUUUAAAAUUUAGAUUUUACUGUAUAUUUUUCAUAUUGUAUUGCCUAUAUUACUGUGGUUCUUGGCCAGUUUUGAUUUUUUUAUUACCCUUAGGUAUUAAUCUUGUACUUGUCUUGUCUUUUCUUCUUUUAUAUGCAAAUAAAAGGUUAUGAUGA
Messenger RNA from Eublepharis macularius, 3547 nucleotides. RefSeq names its product enoyl-CoA hydratase domain containing 2 (gene ECHDC2). NCBI's taxonomy places the organism in Eukaryota, Metazoa, Chordata, Lepidosauria, Squamata, Eublepharidae. Gene Ontology annotation, cellular component: mitochondrion. The transcript is spliced from 10 exons. Gene Ontology annotation, biological process: fatty acid beta-oxidation. The coding region runs from base 240 to 1142 and encodes 300 amino acids. Gene Ontology annotation, molecular function: enoyl-CoA hydratase activity. The record is from RefSeq and is a predicted model, not a curated record.